Misgurnus anguillicaudatus (oriental weatherfish) is the source of this 4853-nucleotide messenger RNA. NCBI's taxonomy places the organism in Eukaryota, Metazoa, Chordata, Actinopteri, Cypriniformes, Cobitidae. The record is from RefSeq and is a predicted model, not a curated record.
UAAAAAAAGUCCGUGGAUUUAACGGUGAAAGAAUGUAAAAUAGUGAAGGAAAAAAAACGUAAUUAAAAAAUCAUGAAAUUACCGUUAAAUUGACGGUGUAAUGCUGUUAAUGUAAAAACAAGGACAUUUAAUAUGUUUCACCUGAUUGCUUUGUAAAAUGUCUGUUAUUUUACCACCAAACAACAUAGCACACAAACAAAAUAAACAGAUAAUCACUGUAGGCCUAUUGCAAAAAUUUCUGAUGUAUGCUGUUAGCAGUAUGUUAUGCACUUGUGUUUUUUAACAAUAAAUCAGGCAGCUUAAAAAACUUUAGUCUCUCCCAUAAUAAAAUACUUAAUGUAAUAUUACAUAUUAAAUGAAGUAUUUUAAUUGCAAUGACUCCUCCUGAUUUAGACUCCUCAGUAAUGUCAUUAAAUUCUGAAAUUAAUAUGAAAUGCAAUAUGUAAAAGGUUUUAAAAUCCAUACUUUAUGUUAUUGUUUUGGGUUCAUAUGCAAUAUAUUGCAUUUAUAUUAUGUUGCAUCAUAUUAAUUAAAAACAUUUUUAAAAAUUGUAAUUUUUAUGUUAUGUUAAAUUAAGGCUUUACUUUAUGCUACAGUCUUCAUUUUAUUAGUUGUCCACUCAGUACAACGACUUUGUAUAAAGUGAAGGAUUUUUUUAUAAAAUGUAUUGAUUUUUGAACUGUCCAAUCAGCGCCCACGUUGCACCGUUGCCGAUGCCGUUGCCUAGGAUAGCUCAUUAGGUUCGCGGUCUUUCUGGAACACAGUCAAGAAAAGCAUCGUGCUGCUGUUUACUCCUCUGAUUUUAAGUGUUAUUCGUCUCUUUGGUGAGCACAUAUAAGCACAGUUUGUUACAUUUAAGAUAUAAUAAUUGCCUUCGUUAUCAGUUUUAGUUAUGGUUAUAUUCUGAGUUAAGUUACUUGCAAAAAUAUUUGUGAGGUAAACCAUAUGCGCGAGCCCGUUGGUUUGGCGGUCUUUCUGGAACACAGCCAAGCAAAGCAUCGUGCUGCUGUUUACUCCUCUGAUUUUAAGUGUUAUUCGUCUCUUUGGUGAGCACAUAUAAGCACAGUUUGUUACAUUUAAGAUAUAAUAAUUGCCUUCGUUAUCAGUUUUAGUUAUGGUUAUAUUCUGAGUUAAGUUACUUGCAAAAAUAUUUGUGAGGUAAACCAUAUGCGCGAGCCCGUUGGUUUGGCGGUCUUUCUGGAACACAGCCAAGCAAAGCAUCGUGCUGCUGUUUACUCCUCUGAUUUUAAGUGUUAUUCGUCUCUUUGGUGAGCACAUAUAAGCACAGUUUGUUACAUUUAAGAUAUAAUAAUUGCCUUCGUUAUCAGUUUUAGUUAUGGUUAUAUUCUGAGUUAAGUUACUUGCAAAAAUAUUUGUGAGGUAAACCAUAUGCGUUGGCGGUUUUUUUAGCUGACCCAGGAAAGGAAGGCGACGUGCUGCUGUUAACUCAUGAAAUGUAAAUUAAAUGAACACACAAAAUCUCUUUGGUGAGCACAUAUAAGCCCAGUUUGUGGUAUUAAUUGUCUUAUUGUAUAUAAGGUUAUGCGGUUGUGUUUUAAAGCGUUUGGUAUUUUUUCAUGUAAUUUUUCAAAUGUCAAGAAUAAACGUGUAACGUUAACCAGCUGGAUGUCUACUAGUUGUUAAUAUUUUAACCUUUUAAUAGCCUAUAUAACCUUAACGUUACACCCUAACUGUUAGUAGUUUACUAAUUCGCUCGGGAAUUCGCUUGGUUUCUUUGUCAUUAAAACAUUUUGCGACCCAUAUAAGUUAUCAGUCUGUUUGUGGGGCUAAAGGAAUAAUAGUGGAGAUUGUAAUAAGAGCAUCAUAUUAAACCAUUUGUAAAAGCCCUGGUUUCAAGUUUUAAAGCUUUUUUGUUUUAUUGUCAUUUCAGUUGUCCAGUCAGUGCCACUGCGUUGCAUAGUAUGUUUUAUUUUAAAUGAAAGUUAUUUCUUUUAUUAAAAGUCUUGUCUUUCUAUUGACGAUCAGUCCCGUCAGCACUCAAGACGUUGCACUGCCUGCUCUGUGUCGUUUGUUUGGCGGUCUUUCUGCAACACGCACAGGUAAGCAAAUGUUUCACUGUUAACUGGUUAAAUUAAAAUGUAAUGGACAGUGUGAGCUCAGAGUUCAGUUCAAUGUGAAUCACUUUGGAAUAUGCUUUAAAAAUGUACACUUGCAACUUUUGUAGUUUAACAGUGCACAGUUUGAGAGACUAUGUCUUGCACUGUAGACUGCAUCGCAACGAACCGCAUGCAAUUUUCAAAUGUGCAGCUGUUGAUUGCAAACAGUCUUUUUCCAAAUAUGAAGCAUUUAAGAGUCACUUUUAUCGGGGACAUAACACCUAUGCACAUAGAGUAACUGAUACAGCCUUAAUAUGCAAUGUUGCACUUUGUGGUCGUCAGUGUAGCGAUGUGCCUGGUCUUGUUGCUCAUUUAAAGAACCAUAUGAAGGAAGGUCGUGCAGUUAACUGUCCAGUAAGAGGGUGCAAAUAUACUUUUCAAAUUAAGUCUUCUUUUACUUCCCAUAUGUCUAGGAAGCACAGGAAUUGCUCCUUUAACAGCAUUGAUCAUUCACAUCGACAAUCUGCACCAGAGAUUACAUCUGUUUCAACUGAGCAAUAUCCUGCAGCUUCUGACCUGGAUGUAAAUACAGUUAUGGAUGAAUCACAGCAAAGGAAUGUAACCAGUGCAAUUGUUCGGGUACUCCCAGAUCUUUCAUCUUCGGUGCUGGCAUCAGUUGUGGAGACACUGAAUUCACUUGGGGUAACUACACCUGAAGAUUUUCAGUAUGUUCAGGAAGCAGAUCUCCUUCCAGUAUUACGACACAUUCAGGCUAGGAAACUGGUAUCUGUCUUGGGCCAGAAUCAACAAAGCACUGGUUGCGGAUCAACUUCAGCAGAAAACAGUGACAGUCAUUUAGCUUCGUGUUCGUCAUCUUCAUCACAUCUUGUCAAGGUUUCCAAAGUGCCUUUAGACUGGGCAGACAACUUUAAAAUUCCAUGGCAGAAGCUUCCAGAAGAAAUUAUUCAUUGUUUAGAAAAAAAGAAGAGACUAAGUCCUCGAUUACGUCGAGAAAUGAUCAGAAUAGUGGUUUCGGACAUGUUGAAGGUAUGUGAUGGUCCCAGUAAACAAAGUUCAACAACCAUUGCUAAAAAGAUGGUGGCCAAAUACCCUGCAUCCCUGCAGGAUGUUAUUGAGGGUGAGAUAGUUGGUUCAGGGUAUCAUUCGCUGGUGAAACAGCUUCAGAAUCGUGUAGAAAACAUAAAGAGAUCAUAUGUGCCAAAAAUCAGAAAACGCAACAGAACGGAAGACUCUGACACAGACGAGAUUCCUGGUGAAAAAAAAGCAGCAGUUCAAGACACUUAUGGUUGUGUGAAUUGGGAAUUAAAACUUAUGCCACUCAGUGAGACUAAAGAGAGCCAGUUGGAUAAACAAGAACAAAUGAAGAUGAUGUCUACAACAGCUAAUCCUGACCCAGAAGUAGUAAGCAGUCUUUUGAAAGCAACAUACUAUACACAACGCAGAGACAUAAACAAUGGAACAAGCAUGCAACAGCUUUGUGAGACCUGGCCUUUUUUGUUUCGAGAGGUUGGCAUGUGUGUACACUUCAAGUUGCUAACAGGAAUCGAUCUAAAGGAGAUGCUCUUCAACAGCUUGGAUAAAAAGGGAAAGCGGCUCCUUAACUUUCUAAAAACUGUUGGUGCAGAACGGAAGAAACGAGUACUUCAAGCUGCUGCAAAACUUGAAGUUAUGAGGGGACAAAUUGAGGGAUGUUCUGAAGAUAUUAAAGACUUGGUACUGCUCCUGCUUGCCUACUUCGAUGAAAAGGAAGAGAUGAUGUUUCACUAUGUUGAAGAGUCUUGCCUUGUUGAAGAUGUACAGCUAGAUAAGUUACCAGCAACACCCUGCAUCGUUGUCUGUGGCUCUUCCUGCUACACAUCAAAGCUGUUCAUGGUGAGCAUUGACCAAAGGAUAACAACUCCACACAUUUCUACUUUCAUCUCAGCAAUAUGCAUAAUGUUUGGCAGCUUCUACUGUUUCAACAUUCAUUAUCCUUUGGAGCUGGGUUCUACUCUGGAGUUCCUGCAAAGAUGCUUCUUUAGCAUAAACCCAGAGAAGGGCACCAAAGUUGAAUGGAAAAAAAACAAAAAACAGCUCCCAGUGAAUCCCAGAGUCCUUACACUCAUAGCAGACCUUGCGGAUCAUGAAUGGAGAGCAGAUUAAGGUUGGACUCUGCUAUUAGUAUUUUGAUUUUUUUUUUUUUUGAGACAUUUUACAGGUGUUCUGUUCACUUUAAGGAUACAAGUUUGCAAAUUUGUAUUUGUUUACUUAAUCGCAAUGUUAAGUCACUUGCUGAUGCUCAGACUUUGUGUUUGAGAUUUCUGUGUUGUGUGUUGAAUGUUCCAUCCUACAAACUUAUGUAAUGGUACUAUGCGCCUGUAGUCAUUUUAAAAAAGAAAAUAUAUUUGUAGCUGAAAUUAAAUCUGUUUAAAGCCAAUGAAAUUCAGAGAUUUUAAGGUUUAUGUGGUUAUGCUGUUUUGUGUACUGUCAAUUUAUGAAUUUAUAUUUCCCUACGGAAAGAUACUUUUUGAUAUAAAAAAGUUAAAAUCUGUAUGCUCUCUAUACAUGGGUUGUGUAUACCUUUGGUGUUCAUGUUUUUCAUUAACAUGGUUAAACCAUUCUGAUGAUAGAACGUUCUGUGUAUGUUUUUUUAAAUGUUGCUUUCUGGUAAAUUUCUUGUAUUUCAAAAUGUUUGUUCUGCACUCUUGAACUGUUUAAUGAAAAGAAAUAUGGAUGCCUAAAUUUGUGUUUACUGAAUUUGUGGUAUUUAAAUAAAAAUGUAGCCAGUAUAAGUGA